CUCCUUUUUUUUUUCCCCCCCUCCUCAGCUUGUCCCCGGUACACCAAUACAAGUUGCGAAGACUGCCUGAAAAAUGUCACCUGUCUCUGGUGCACCAGCAGCAAGAAAUGUGUGGAGUAUCCUGUCAGAAGCAUUCUCCCUCCCAGCAGUCUCUGUGAGCUGCGUUCUGCCCGAUGGGGAGUCUGCUGGGUGAACUUUGAAGCCUUGAUCAUUGCAAUGUCUGUGGUGGGAGGAGCGAUUCUUCUUGCCCUGGUCGUUUGCUGUUGCUGCUGUUGCAAGAAAAAAAGCAAAAAGCCAGACAAGGAUGAUGAAAAAGCUGCCAGAGAGCGGGAGAAGAGGAGAGUACGGCAAGAGGAGAGGAGAGCAGAGAUGAAAUCUCGACAUGAUGAAAUCCGGAAAAAAUAUGGCUUGUUUAAGGAAGAGAACCCAUAUGCCAAAUUUGAAAACAAUUAAUGGAUCACCCUAAAGCUACCAAGCAGCACUGAACUAUCCUCUUCCUUGGACACACAGAACUGUACAGCACAGAGGUGGAACACAGGAUACAUUUCAGGCACCAAAAAGAUUGGACAUGUGCUCCACAGAGCCUUGUCCCAACCUCUGGAUGAAGCCAGCUGAAAUUCCAAUGAGCUAUUGAAACCAGCAGAGCUGCAUUGCACCCCACUUGUUUUACCUCAGACUUUCCACUGCUGCCCAUAGUGUGCAGCACUUUGUAUCUGAAGUCCAUUUAAUUUUUGCUGCUUCUGUUCUGUGCAAGACUCAUGGCAAUAACUUUCUCUUUGACUGUUAAUAGGUACGUAGGCAGUGUUAUUUCCACCACAGUUCUCUCUCUUGCCCAACUUGUUUUAGACUGAAUUAGCAAGCCAAGGCAGCAGUAUAUUUGCUUUGAUCUUCAAUAAGCAAUAUUGCAAGGAGCAGAUUAUCUUUACAGUCCUUUGCUUGAUAAAUACUUCAGAUCUGUGAGCAGAGCUGUUUAUCUUCAUGUUCCUUUUUUAUCUGAAACAUGAGAUGGUGUCAACUCUUUUUCAAAGGCUAGAUUGAUUGAUUGAUUUGGACAACUUGCUCGAAUUGAAGCCUUGGGUACUUUUUUUUUUCUAAGUGACAGAGCUGGACAGUCUUAACUGUGUAGUGUUAGUAUUGUUUCAACACACUUCUCUAGUACUGAGGACAUGGGGGUGGAAUUAAGAUCAUACUUGCACUUUUUUUUCCUCUCCUUUUUUGGAAUAGAUGUUCCUUCUACUUCCAGAAUUCGUCUCGUGUAGAUGAGUUCCUUAAUCUUCUACCUCUGCUCUGUGCCUUUCUAUAACCUCUUGUAAUUCAAGACUGAAAGCAGCCAUUUAAGACUUGGGUAUUGUGAGCCUAUGUUAGACACAUGUUAGUAAAAAAAAAUGUAAAGCCUUGGCAAUAUUGAAGUGAUUACUGCUUAAGUCUGAACAAAUGAAUUCUGCUUCAGUAUGAAGCAUAGUUUGAUUUGACACAUUGCUUCAGCUAAAAUAUUGUUUUCAGUAACGUGUAAUCUAUAAUGGAAUAUUCUAAUAACCAAAUAGGUUAAGUGAGAAAGUGGUACAGAAAGGACAGUAUAGCAUGGUAAGACAACUAGCAGGCUCCCACAUGGCCUGUACUUCCUGGGGUAUGGAAAGACUGUAACUCUGUGCUCGAUGACCUGAGCCAGGUUACUCAAUGCACAAUUAAUCCAUAUUUUAAACGUCACAGGAAUGUGGAAAGGGUGGAUUAACAAACAGCUGUAAAGGUUUGGGGGGGGGGGGUUGUUUUUUUUUCUAAAACACUAGAACAUGGCAAAUGACACUCAUCCCUGACAGCAGAAUGCAGGCGGGGCACUUGAGCCCUCUGGGCACAUGGAGCAGUUGCAUUCCACUGUUCCUCUGGACCAUGGGCUCAAGUGCACUUGAAGUUGAAGAGGAACAUAUGAUAAUCCAGACUAAACAUAGCCGUAAAAAGUUCUGAUGGUUUAAACUUCUUGCACCAAAGUGAAGCCUGUCUGCCUUGCAGAGAAUGGAUGUUAAAAUCCAAAAUGUGGGAAGUCUUGAAAAUGUAACCUGAUUGGAAUACUGCACAGUGCCUGGGAUGGAAGCAUUGCUGUGGGCUUCCUUGGAAACACUUUGCUAUAACUUCACAUUUUUAUGGCACUUUGGUCUCUUAAGACGUGCACAGUUUUUAAAAUGAGAAGCCUUUUGAACUGAACUCUGAACUUUAAAAAAAAAAAAAAAAAAAAAAAAAAGUUAUCUCUACAGGAGAGACACUGUUUUUUAUGUUGAUUUUUGGAGAGGGGAGGGUAUCUUAAAAAGGUCAAAGCAGUGCUGAGCUGUACAGAGCACUUCAUGGUACUAUGAAGGCAUGUAUUUGCUUCCACUAAUGCUGGGCGUGAAAUCAUGAGACUGGCAAGAGAUUAAAAACUGUGCCUUUCUCCAUGCUGCACUCCUUCCAGCAGCAUACCAUUCUAGAUGAGCAAAACUAACUGAUAUGUAAAUGACUGACGUGGCUAAUAGCAAAUAAACUGAUUUAGUAA
This is a messenger RNA of Gavialis gangeticus (Gharial), 2524 nucleotides long. It is a transcript of the gene PTTG1IP, whose product is annotated as pituitary tumor-transforming 1 interacting protein. The annotation marks the transcript as partial. Gene Ontology annotation, biological process: protein import into nucleus. The transcript has 6 exons. The record is from RefSeq and is a predicted model, not a curated record. Lineage: Eukaryota; Metazoa; Chordata; Crocodylia; Gavialidae. Gene Ontology annotation, cellular component: cytoplasm; nucleus.